This is a messenger RNA of Ostrea edulis (European flat oyster), 2043 nucleotides long. RefSeq lists its product as uncharacterized. The transcript is spliced from 2 exons. The coding region runs from base 1 to 2043 and encodes 680 amino acids. The record is from RefSeq and is a predicted model, not a curated record. Lineage: Eukaryota; Metazoa; Mollusca; Bivalvia; Ostreida; Ostreidae.
AUGGGACAUGAUGAAACUCCAACAGAGAAAGAUUCUUAUGACUUGGCUCGGAACUAUGGAUUGGAUAUAUCGAUGCCGGAUGUCAACCUCGCUGUGUCAACAGCAGCACAGAAAGUCUACGCCAAACAGUGCAACAUCCUGUAUAAGGAAUUUCAAAAGACAUUAACCUCUCUAAUCAAAGAGGAACAGGUUGUCCGGCGAGAUUUGAGAAAGCUGAAAAAGGAUAAAGCAGUUAACAGUCGAUAUUCUCUCUACAGGACGGAGGGGGCCGAUCUUUUCUCCAAAGCAAGCCAAAAAAGGAAGACGUUCAGGGAGAAUAACUUGGCCACCAUAUCUCCGCUAUUGGAUGACUGUUUCGAAUUCACACCAUAUGGGGUCGACUCUGUGAUCGCAGAGGAGGAGGAGGGGGAAUCAGAUGAUCGUCCCAAAACUGCCCCAGGUAAUAAAUCGCUGUCACCGGAGAUGAAACCUGUGGAUGGCGAGGUGGAUUCGGUAUUUGAAGCAAACAGACCUAAAACGGCUGGUUUUCCGUUAGCUACGACCUCCAACACAAAAGAAGCUAAAACGACUUCCAAGACGGAAGGAAAAUCUAUUAUGAAACAAUCUGAUCGAAAAUUUUCUGAGUCAGGCCAGAAAGAUCAUAGAGGCAGUGAUCAAAAAAGUAUAGAAAUUGAUUCUAAAGAGAUCAAUCUGCCCGAGCAAAAAAUCGCACAAAUUGACAGACUUUUAAAAUCUGCCAGUCAAGUGAGGUCUCUGCCCAUUGACCAUGAAAUGACGUCACUCCCAGACCUAAAAUCUGAGGAAAGUGACAAUGAGGAUGGAGAAGUUGACGUGCAGACAGAAAGAACAAGAGCGAGAAAAAUCACCAUCAAAGCGGAUAAAUUCCUUGAACUAGAAAAGGGCAAUACCACUGUGAAAUUAAAGGACAAGGAUGGCGAGUUUAUCUUGAAACCACUCAACAUUAACUACGAACCAGAUGAAGUUGAAGCUGUGUUCUUUGCAAAGGAUCCUACGCGUGAGAAAAUGGCUUUGGUUCGACAGAAAACUAACUGGAGUUCUCAAACAGUUUCGGCGGAUCUCAAAGUCAACAACAGAAUAGCAAUUCAAAAAUCGCUUAUGGGUAUGAGUUCAAAGAAAACCACUGUCGCUGAAAUUUUCAAUAAUGCAAGAGAUAGAAGAACUCGACAUUUUAGGAUCAUGCUUAAAAAUCCUUUGAUAAACGCCGAGAACGAGGAGGCUACUAAAGAAAGGAAGAAGUCGAUAAUAUCAGUCCCCCCGGGUAUGUCCAAAUGGAAAUCGCUUGCAGCUGCUACUAAAGUGUCAAUGUCUAACAAAUCAAACGAAAAAUCAACAGCGUCCACCGCCGUUCAUCUUUACAAGCACCAGAAGAAACUAGCGUCUAAGCAGGAACCUGAACCAACCACAAAUGUUAAUAGAACGGGGAAAACAAGAUCCCAAAGAAUGUCGGAUUCUGACGUUUCCUCUAAAGGUGUCGGUUCUCCCACAAAACCCCAACUUCGUGUAACCAUAACUUCACCUAGCGGUGCAGAUAAAAAUGUGCCACUGAGUGCCAAAAACAUUUCGAAAAAUGGCGAUGAUCAUUCUGAGCUUUUUCACAGAGUUAAACAUACCCCAAAAGCGCAAGAUAGUAAGUUCUUGAAUCGUUCUACGACAUCUUUUGGCUCUCGUGAAGAAAUACCGAUGCAUCUGUCGGACAGGGACAUGACAGAUAUGAUACGGAGGAUGGUGGAGGGGGGUAGUGAUUGUCGAAGUGAAGCCCCAGAUACCAAGAGGAAGAAAGGUGGCGGUCGUAUGCAGAAGACCUCCCCUAGUGUAGAUAACAUUUCUGACACGGAAUCCAUCUACUUUGGCAAUGUCAAACGUCUCCUGUCCAGCAAUCAAGCGAGACAAAUUAUCAAAGACCUAAAGAGACGGGACCAAGAAUAUGAUGAUGCGAUGCUCAACAUGAGGAGAAGGGUCGCAAUAGGUGCACAAGGUCAUAAUACCAUGAGACGACCCAACAGCGUCGCAGCUUUCAGAUAA